Molecule: messenger RNA, 1788 nt
Organism: Hydractinia symbiolongicarpus
Lineage: Eukaryota; Metazoa; Cnidaria; Hydrozoa; Anthoathecata; Hydractiniidae
Product: dihydrolipoyllysine-residue acetyltransferase component of pyruvate dehydrogenase complex, mitochondrial-like
Exons: 11
Coding region: 111-1667 (518 amino acids)
Biological process (GO): pyruvate decarboxylation to acetyl-CoA
Cellular component (GO): pyruvate dehydrogenase complex
Molecular function (GO): dihydrolipoyllysine-residue acetyltransferase activity
Source: RefSeq, a predicted model, not a curated record
UUUGUUUUGCGGUCUUGAUGAAAAUAGGAUUGUUGCAUGCAAAAAAUAUAUAGUGGAAGGUUGCUCUUCUUUUGCAUUUUGACACAAAAUGUGUUAAGUACAUUUCGAUAAUGAUGGCUGGACGUACACGUAUUAGUGGAAUCUCCUUUUGUGGACUUAAAAAUUGCAGACCUGCUUUUUCUACAAAAAAUGCGAGGCAAUUGAACUAUUUGGCUUUUGAUACAUGCACAAAAAAAGCGAGUCCUGGUCACCAUGACCAUGCGAAGGUAACAAUAAGACCAUUCUCCAAAGUCAGAUGUCAUCACUUUCUGUCAAAGAAGACUGCAAGAGUUGUCAGAUAUUACAGUACUGCAUUACCUUCUCAUGAGAAAGUGAAGUUACCUAACCUUUCUCCAACUAUGGAGGUUGGUACCAUUGUCUCUUGGGAAAAACAAGAAGGAGAACGCAUAGAAGAAGGGGAUGUUUUGGCAUUGAUUGAAACUGAUAAGUCUACCAUGGAAAUGGAGACUCCAGAGGAAGGUUAUCUAGCAAAGAUUUUACUUCCGGCUGGCUCUAAAGAUGUUCCAGUUAAUCAACUAAUCGCAAUUAUUGUAAGUGAGGAAGAAGACGUAGCAGUGUUUAAAAAUUACACUGGUGCAGAUGAUGCAUCUGUCACUGCAGAUCAGCAGUCAGUCCCAGCACCAGCAGAAACUGCUUCACCUCCACAAUCUGCACCCUCCCCUCCACCUUCACCUCCUGCUGCUACUCCAACACCAACCGCUUCUCCUACAGCUCGUGUGUUUGGUAGUCCAUUGGCAAAGAGAAUUGCACUGGAACGAGGCAUUGAUAUUAAUAAGGUAACUGGAACAGGUCCACGAGGAAGAAUAACUGUAGAAGAUGUAGAGUCGUAUCAAGGGCCAUCUACCACUGGUGCUUCUCCUGCACCUACACCUUCUGUGCCAACAUCCCCACCGCCACCACCACCAGCUGGUGCCACAUACACUGAUAUCGAUUUGUCAAAUAUGAGAAAAACAAUUGCAAAAAGACUUACCGAAUCCAAACAGACAGUUCCACAUUAUUACUUGUCGGUUGACAUCAACAUGGAUGAAGUUGUUGAGUUGCGGAAAACUCUCAAUAAUGACUCAAAUGGUGAAUUUAAAUUAUCUGUCAAUGACUUCAUAGUCAAAGCUGCAGCGUUGUCACUGAUGAAAGUACCAGAAUGCAAUUCACAGUGGAUGAACGACUAUAUUAGACAAUUUCACAAUGUGGAUGUAAGUGUCGCAGUCAGUACUGAGGGUGGUUUGAUCACACCAAUUGUUUUUGAUGCUAACAAGAAGGGGUUGACCACUAUAAAUGCUGAUAUAGUGUCCCUAGCUGCAAAAGCAAGAGACAAGACAAUUCAACCACAUGAAUUUGUAGGAGGAACAUUUACGAUAUCAAACCUUGGCAUGUAUGGUAUCACUAAUUUUUCAGCAGUCAUCAAUCCUCCACAGAGUUGUAUACUCGCCGUUGGUGGAACUGAGGAGCGGGUUGUCCCGGACGCGUCUUCUGAAAUCGGCUUCAAAACAGCAAAAAUGAUGAGUGUUACGCUAAGUUGUGACCACCGGGUUGUCGAUGGGGCUGUUGGUGCACAAUGGUUGAAGACGUUCAGGUCGUAUCUUGAAAAACCAAUCACCAUGAUCCUGUAGUGUCUCACAAAGAAACCAGCUCCUUCCAUGAUAUUUUAAUUAUUUGUCGGUUACCGGCAAUUUUGUAGCAAGAUAGUUUUAGAAUUUAUCAUAGAAAGGAAUAAAUAUAUUCUGUGUGAAA